Molecule: messenger RNA, 3221 nt
Organism: Patiria miniata (bat star)
Lineage: Eukaryota; Metazoa; Echinodermata; Asteroidea; Valvatida; Asterinidae
Product: coiled-coil domain-containing protein 178-like
Exons: 19
Coding region: 183-3221 (1012 amino acids)
Source: RefSeq, a predicted model, not a curated record
CAUUUGUCGGGAUUUUUCGUCACCUGGAAACAAGAAGCGUAAUGGCUGCCUGCAGUGGUCGUGCGGUGCUGAUGGAGUUUCUGUGGUGUGAAUACUUGUUGUAGGCCCUAAUGCAUUGAAUGUUUCGAAAAGUAAAAGCUUGCAAGUGUUCAACAGAUGGUCUAAAACUAUAUUAAGCAAAGAUGGCGUCAUCACCUGGUGCAAUGAGUGAGGUGUCCGACUCCGCACGAGUCCAGAUUCGGAUAGACGCAGGCUCCCAACCACAGAAAGAGAAAAUGAAGGCGUUCCUUACGCAACCAAGGACUGCUUCCAAAUUGAGUGCUGUAACUGACGAGGCGACUGGUAUUACGUUUUCACCAGUUCCUAGUGUACAGACGAAUACUGAGACAUUGUCCUCCAAAAAAGGAAAGAAACGGUUUCACAGCAGGCGACAGAGAUCAGUGGCUCAGGAUGACACUGCUCAUGACUCUGGUAUCGAGGAGGAACGGUCAUCACCAGACACUGAAGGAAAAGUGGAUGAGACAUUGAGUGAAUUAGACCAGCUCUAUCCCAUCCCCGAAGGAUGGCCGCGCCUCCACGACAAGAUCUUCAAGCGUCGCGCCCUCUUCUUCCGCAAGCCUGCCUCCACUAGCGUCGAGUUGGCCAUGGAGCAUCUGCAGAAGCUGCAAGAUCGCAUUGAGAUAUGGAGCCGAGAGGUGGAGCUGGAGAUAUUGAGUAGGCGGCCGUCGGUCAUCGCUGCUAGCGUGAUGAACUCGUCAAGAUCUUCUAGUGUGAUUGAGGAGGCACCUAGCAGACUGACUGCUGAUACUGGUCGUAAGCAGCUCAGGUUUGUGUCGGACUCAGCCCUAUCCGGAGCCGUGGAGGAACUUGCCCAUAGCUCCAGUGGACGUUCAUCAACACUGCGUUCACCCCGUAGCUCGCUGCCUACAACACGUACGGCAGCAACACCAAGAACAUGUGAGCUGUCAGUGCAGGGAGUUGGCGCUGUUGCACCUAAAGCUGAAACGGCGCUGACAGACAUUGAAGAUGAGAUUCCUCAUCUGGGAGCAGAGGAGGUGAUAGAUGAGGUCGUCGUACUCCUGGGAAGUCUUGAAACCGACCGGCGAGACGCCCAAGACCUGUAUGAGAAGGAAUGCAAGAGAGUACUGUGGCUGCAAGCUAAGAUAGAUCGCCUAGCUGCAAGGAGGAUGUUUGAAAUGCCUAGAGCUGUGCAGAAAGAGCAUGAGUCAUGUGCGACUGACAUCGCUGAGUUGAAAUGGCAUUGUGCAUAUCGUGCCAGACAGAGAGGCCGCGUACAGAGCCAAGUUGAAACCGCUGAGCUAAUGAACGCUAGAUUGAUGGAAGACAUUGCCUUCGUUCAAAAACACUGCCCGCUAGUGGAAGAGAAGUUAGAAUUGGAGCGAGAUGCUAUGAAGCGAAUUGAUGAGGCUCAGGUCCAGACUACAGACAUGCUGAACCAGACCUAUGAGAAACUGCAAAGGACCGAGGAUAAGUCAGCCGAGGCUCAUGGGAAGGCAGACAUGGAGCGCGCUCACAUCAAGCGAGAGCUGGAAGCAGUCCGCGACGCUCUCAGAGAGAUCAACGCUGAGCUGGAUGAAACUAAAGCACUACACACAUCCUACUCUCAUCAAUGCAACGAUCUCAGAAAGAAGCUGCGUGAAAAUGCAGAAGAGAAAAUCGUACUUCUCUCAACGUGUGAGAACGCCAAAGCGGCAGAGAAGAUCCAAGCCUCCAAGGUCAAGGAGAUUCAGGAGAAGAUCAUAGAGGCGGAGUUUGAACAUCGGAAGAAGGCGGAUCAUAACUUCCAACUGACCAGCCAGACAGAGAGAAUGAGAAAUCAACAAACCAAAGAAGUGAAUGACUUGGAGGGAGAAUCCAAGCGACGGUUAGCUGAGCUGAGACAGCAAGAGUCGCAGUGCAGACAGAUGUCCAUGGAGAUUGAAGAUACUGAACAGAAACUAAAAACCUGUGCCAAGCAGCAGGUGGACGAUGCCAAGAACGUGGACCGCAUCAAGAGAGAGAUGACCAAAGUAGAAACACAGCUGGCUGUAGUAGACGAGGAGUUUGAAAAGAUCAAAAUCAUCAACACGGCCGUCCGUAAUAAGCUGAUCGGGGAAGAGGAUAAAGCACAGAUGCUGGAAGACACUCUACAGGGAACGUCAGACAGUCUGCGGAAGCGAGUCAAAGAGGAAACCCAUUCACGGACGGUCCUCCAGGCUCGUAUCUCAUCCGAUACCACCGACCUGGCUAAACAACAAGUAGAAGCCAAGAAGAAGAAAGCAAAGGUCUCCAAGAAGGCAUUCGAACUGGAGCAGAUUGUCAGUAACAUCUUAGCUGAUGUCAAAGUGCUCAGGAAGGAACACGCUCAACGACAACAGACUAUUGCAGAGCUUCGAGGAUCCAUUGCAGACCUGAAAGAGCGUCGUAAAGAAAUGGAGAAAUCCCAGACUUUCUCUGUCAAGGAAAUCGAACCACAGUGUGCAGAUCUUGAGAAGGAGAUAUUGAACGCUUCAAAGCGACUGGACUACAUGGCUUACCGCACCGACUUGAUCAACAAGAAGCUUGCCGAUAUGGCCAAGUCACAGAGUGUCAUGCUUAAAGUCAUCACAAGUACAGAGGAGACCAUCGCUGAAUUAACUGAAGAUUUGGAGGAGCUAACAAUCCAGGUGAAGUCGGGUCAGAAGCAGCAGGAUGAUCUGCAGGAUUCAUUGACCCAGGUCACCCAGCGAAUGGAGGAAGGCGGGAGUAAACAUCUAGAACAUAUGAAGGCAAGGAGGGAGAUGCUGGCACAGCUAGAGAGUGACUUGAGGGAAAGUCUGCGAGAGAACAAGGAGUUGGCGCAUCAGUACAGGCUGAAACAGCAGGAGCAUCUCAAGAUGAAAGAACAACUUCUUGAUAGCUUAGAGGGUCGUAUUAGCCUGGAAGCCAGCAUCAAGGACCACAAACAGCUGAGUGGUCUCCAGCUGCGUCUUCACCAUGCCUUGGUGCGCUACUACCACAUCCGAGGGCUCUUCAACCAGAACGAAUUGAUGCGAUUUGAGGAGAUGUCGGCAGAGAACAGCCAGCGUGUGGAAUCCUUACAGACAGAGAUGGAUCAGGCUAUCAACACAAUCAGCUCCUUCUUGACAGAUCAGUUAGAUGGAACGGCAGCGAGUAUGGUGCAUGCCGCUGCGAAUGCUGCGUUACUCAAAGACGAUGUUGCAAUCGGAGUAUCUGUGUAG